CUCAUUAGCGAUGCGGGCGCGCUGCUCCGCUCCCUAGUCCGGAGCCCGGCAACCGCGGGAACACCGAGAACCGCACGGCGGGGACGGCGGGCGACUCGGGCAGCGGCCGUGCGGCAGCGGUCGCCGCGCCGUGGGAGGCUAUGGGGGCGCGCGCUUCCUCUGGGUGCCCAGCUGGCGGCCUGGAGCGCCCUGACCCUUUGCUGUAGGGAGCGGCCACGGAGCACAGUCACUCGCUAGAGCCCCCGAGACCCCUCGUCUCGGCCCGCGGCUCGCCGUGCCGCUCCUGGACUCCCGGCGCGCGGAAAAGGAACCGUACUCCCUAGCGGGACGAGGAUGGGGAGAGCGGCCACCGCAGGAGGAGGCGCUGGAGGGGCGCGCCGCUGGCUCCCUUGGCUGGGUCUCUGCUUCUGGGCUGCGGGGGCUGCGGCUGCCCGAGGAACUGACAAUGGCGAAGCCCUCCCUGAAUCCAUCCCAUCAGCUCCUGGAACAUUGCCUCAUUUCAUAGAGGAGCCAGAUGAUGCUUAUAUCAUCAAGAGCAACCCCAUUGCACUGAGGUGCAAAGCAAGGCCAGCCAUGCAGAUAUUCUUCAAAUGCAAUGGCGAGUGGGUCCAUCAAAAUGAGCAUGUCUCUGAGGAGAGUCUGGAUGAGAGUUCAGGCUUGAAGGUCCGGGAGGUGUUUAUCAACGUCACCAGGCAGCAGGUGGAGGACUUCCAUGGCCCAGAGGACUAUUGGUGCCAGUGUGUGGCAUGGAGUCAUCUGGGGACCUCCAAGAGCCGGAAGGCUUCUGUGCGCAUAGCCUAUUUACGGAAAAACUUUGAACAAGAUCCGCAGGGAAGGGAGGUUCCCAUUGAAGGCAUGAUCGUGCUGCAUUGCCGCCCCCCGGAGGGAGUCCCUGCUGCCGAGGUGGAAUGGCUAAAAAAUGAGGAGCCCAUUGACUCUGAACAAGAUGAGAACAUUGACACCAGAGCUGACCACAACCUCAUUAUCAGGCAGGCUCGGCUCUCGGACUCAGGGAAUUACACCUGCAUGGCAGCCAACAUCGUGGCCAAGAGGAGGAGCCUGUCAGCCACAGUGGUGGUUUAUGUGAAUGGAGGCUGGUCUUCCUGGACAGAGUGGUCAGCCUGCAAUGUUCGCUGUGGUAGAGGAUGGCAGAAACGUUCCCGGACCUGCACCAACCCAGCUCCUCUCAAUGGUGGGGCCUUUUGUGAGGGCAUGUCAGUGCAGAAAAUAACCUGCACUUCUCUUUGUCCUGUGGAUGGGAGCUGGGAAGUGUGGAGCGAGUGGUCAGUCUGCAGUCCAGAGUGUGAGCAUUUGCGGAUCCGGGAGUGCACGGCACCACCCCCAAGAAAUGGGGGCAAAUUCUGUGAAGGUCUAAGCCAGGAAUCCAAAAACUGCACGGAUGGUCUCUGCAUUCUAGAUAAAAAACCUCUUCAUGAAAUAAAACCCCAAAGAUGGAGUAGGAGAGGCAUUGAGAAUGCCAGUGACAUUGCUUUGUACUCGGGCUUGGGUGCUGCAGUCGUGGCUGUUGCAGUCCUGGUCAUUGGCGUCACCCUUUAUAGACGGAGCCAGAGUGACUAUGGCGUGGACGUCAUUGACUCUUCUGCAUUGACAGGUGGCUUCCAGACCUUCAACUUCAAAACAGUCCGUCAAGGUAACUCCCUGCUCCUGAAUUCCUCCAUGCAGCCAGACUUAACAGUGAGCCGAACAUAUAGUGGGCCCAUCUGUCUGCAGGACCCUCUAGACAAGGAACUCAUGACAGAGUCCUCACUCUUUAACCCCCUGUCGGACAUCAAAGUCAAAGUUCAGAGCUCCUUCAUGGUUUCCCUAGGAGUGUCUGAGAGAGCUGAGUACCAUGGCAAGAAUCAUUCUGGGACUUUUCCCCAUGGAAACAAUCGCAGCUUUAGUACAAUGCAUCCCAGAAAUAAAACGCCCUACAUCCAAAAUCUGUCAUCGCUGCCCACAAGAACAGAACUGAGGACCACUGGUGUCUUUGGCCAUUUGGGAGGACGCUUAGUAAUGCCAAAUACAGGGGUGAGUUUACUCAUACCACAUGGUGCCAUCCCAGAGGAGAAUUCUUGGGAGAUUUAUAUGUCCAUCAACCAAGGUGAACCCAGCCUCCAGUCGGAUGGAUCCGAGGUGCUCCUGAGUCCUGAAGUCACCUGUGGUCCCCCAGACAUAAUUGUCACCACUCCCUUUGCACUGACCAUACCACACUGUGCAGACGUCAGUUCUGAGCACUGGAAUAUCCAUUUAAAGAAGAGGACGCAGCAGGGCAAGUGGGAGGAAGUGAUGUCAGUGGAGGAUGAAUCCACAUCCUGUUACUGCCUUUUGGACCCCUUUGCAUGCCACGUGCUCCUAGAUAGCUUUGGGACAUAUGCCCUCACUGGAGAACCAAUCACAGACUGUGCCGUAAAGCAACUCAAGGUGGCGGUUUUUGGAUGCAUGUCCUGUAACUCUCUGGAUUAUAACUUGAGAGUCUACUGUGUGGAUAAUACCCCUUGUGCAUUUCAGGAAGUGGUUUCAGAUGAAAGGCAUCAAGGCGGACAGCUCCUGGAAGAGCCAAAGUUGCUGCAUUUCAAAGGGAAUACCUUUAGUCUUCAGAUCUCUGUCCUUGACAUCCCCCCAUUCCUCUGGAGAAUUAAACCAUUCACUGCAUGCCAGGAAGUCCCAUUCUCCCGCGUGUGGUGCAGUAACCGGCAGCCCCUGCACUGUGCCUUCUCCCUGGAGCGCUACACGCCCACCACCACCCAGCUGUCCUGCAAAAUCUGCAUCCGGCAGCUCAAAGGCCAUGAACAGAUCCUCCAAGUGCAGACAUCAAUCCUAGAGAGUGAAAGAGAAACUAUCACUUUCUUUGCACAAGAGGACAGCACUUUCCCUGCACAGACUGGCCCGAAAGCCUUCAAAAUUCCCUACUCCAUCAGACAGCGAAUUUGUGCUACAUUUGAUACCCCCAACGCCAAAGGCAAGGACUGGCAGAUGUUAGCACAGAAAAACAGCAUCAACAGGAAUUUAUCUUAUUUUGCUACACAAAGUAGCCCUUCUGCUGUCAUUUUGAACCUGUGGGAAGCUCGUCAUCAGCACGAUGGUGACCUUGACUCCCUGGCCUGUGCCCUUGAAGAGAUUGGGAGGACACACACGAAACUCUCAAACAUUACAGAAUCCCAGCUCGAUGAAGCCGACUUCAACUACAGCAGGCAAAAUGGACUCUAGUCCACUUCUUCUCAUGAGACAGAGCGACGGCCAGCUUUGGGACAUUUGCUUUAAAUGGGAAAGAAAGAGGCAGUUUUUUGCCUAGUGGCAUUUGGAGAGUUCAGCCUUCAUUUACAAUCAGUAAGAAUCCCUGGUUGAAAAAUUGAAUUUUAUAUAGGUAAAAGAUGUUAAUAGGGAAAAGUACAAGCUCUCUUAAAUAUAAGAGGGCUCUACUGUCUCCUCUGAAUCUAAACUUGGGUUAACAUGUGAUGAAAUUCUCAGAUUUGGAGUGGCAAGGAUAAAAGUGAGGGCAUAUCUAGAGAGAAGUCACUGUGGGAAAAGAUGAGCUACAAUAAAGCUGGGAAGGCAGAGACUGAAUAAGUGCAUGUUUUGAAACAGGUUUUUAAUGAUGUGCCCCAAAGGGCCAGAUGAUUCUGGUACCAGAUUGUCAGAGUUUUUUUUACCAACUGGCAUCUAUGAUGUCGGCAAUCAUUGCAAAACUGGCUUUUAGAAGUAAAGCAGGGUUCCAAACCCAUUUAUAUGACUUCAACAAUGUCAAGGAGGGCAUUUAGAAUUUAAAAUCUGAGUACAUCCCACCAGCACCAAUUCUCUAUUCCAGCCACUUAAUGGAAACAAGAUUGAGAGGUAAGAUAGACCACAAACUACUUCUUGCAGUAUACCCCACCUUCAUUUUCUCCAAGGACAAAUCUACCCACAUUCUUUCUUCUCCUUCCUUACCAAUUACAGUAGAGGAGAGGUUUCAAGGAGCAUAAUUAGACUUUUCCAUAUGGAAAUUUAUUUCUUCUAGCUCAACAAAGUAGGACCAUCUCUAUUCCCAGCUAAGCCACUCAAAAUGCAGAGUGCUAUUAGAACACAGCUUAUUACAUGGAUUUGGAGACAAGAGUGGUCAAAUCAGGUCCAAGGAAACAAAUGAACUGCAGAUGCUUGCAGGCGUCAAAUAAACUGUAAUUCUUAGGAUGCAGCUGUUGAUCCGGUUCCCCAACAUUGUUGUCAUAUGGGAAUGUGGGGUUUUACUGUACUUUUCAAUUGAGAUUCUUGAAAUUUUCUAGCCUUUUGGUACUAUGUUAUUACAGAUUCUCUCCAUAGGGCUGUAGGUCUUCCUCCUUUUGCCUCUUGGGAAAUUAGCAGAUAGUCUUUGCUCUAAAUGAUAUCCGAGUCAAUAGACCUGAGGAAUAUUCUACCACAAUGUUCUAGAAACCACACACAUUGUUUAGGGAGCCUUCAAGCUCUGAUCGCUCAACUUCACCAAGUAUGCUUUCCCUACAGGACCAUUACCAUAUUUCUCUAUGUUUUAAAUAAGAGGCAAUGAUACUGUGGAAAAAUGAAAUCCACAGAUAAUUCAUGACCGCCAUCUUUAACACUUUAUUCCCUGUUUUAUCCUAUUAAAUCGUUUCUGACAAGAUGUCACAGUGGACUAAAGAUGAACAAAUCUGCUCUUGCUCAUCUUCUGGUCGAUGUUUUAAUUAGCUGUCCACCAUCUGGACAGUUGAAGUCAAGGACCUAGAUUAACCACAAGCCUGAUCUGCUGCUUAGGGGUUGGCUGUAUUAGAAUAAAAUAAAAAUAGUCAUGGAGUGGGAGAGGUGGGGAACACUUGGAAGUGGGGAUAUGAUCGACUUUUUUAAACGAUGUUUUUGUAGAUCCCAUGAAAAUAAUGUUGUGAAUAUCCACCUAAGUGAAAAAGACCUAAAGAUGAGUUGAAUUAUGAUACCCUUGGUAAGAAGAACUCUUGAAUGUGUUGGCCAUAUUCUCUAACUAACGUGUGGUAUAUAUGGUCCCCUGUAUUUGAUAAAAGGCUUUGCUACAUGAGAUUGAAAAGGGUCUUGCUUUUCUCAGGAACCAAAUGCAUAUUGUCUAGAACAAACAAAUCCUCUUAGAACUGUCAAGCAUAUUUCCACAAUACCAUAUCUAGAUCAGGAAGACACCCUUUUGCUAGUGUGAUCAAUUUGUUUAUUUCUUGUAGGGAGCAAGAGAGAGAAAGCAUGAAAGUGUAGAUCAUUUGACGUCCUGAUCCAAUUUAUGAAAGAGAAAGAAGUGCAAGUAGGUAGUCAGUCACCCAAAAUAAGCUAGAGAGUUGAUUCGCAUGGGUGGUACGCAGAAAGAAUCUGCAUUAACUGUUGAAUACUAACUUGUAAAAAAUACAGUAUGGAGCUUAUGUUCAUAUCCAUCUUGGAGGGUUUUUGUUUUAAACCAUGCUACCCUUUUUUGCUCUUCCCUUCUCAUUGGCCUGAUAAUUGUUUCAUAUUUCUAUGAAUCCACACAGAUCCUUUUUAGAUUUUUGAUACAUUUUUUUACAUUUUAAAACAGAUGAAAAAAUUUUCAUGUUUUCCCUAGGAUCUAUCUAGAUUAUUGUAAGAUGAUAAGAGAUUAUUAUUUAUCCCUGACCGUCUGGAAUUUCCUCCCGUGGAUUUUCGUGGGAUUUUUCGCCUGGGUUUUAUAAAUGCUCUUGAUCUUCAUAUGGUAUUGAGUGACAAAGGCAGCAAAUUAACAUGAUUCAUUGCUGAUUUCAGCCCAAGGUUCAAAUCCAUCUUUUAGUUCAUUUUGCUCCUUUUUACAUUUCUCUCUUACUUAUUUCUGCUAGGACCUUACAUAGGAUUUCUACAGAAAUGUAUGAAAUCCUAUGGCCAUUGCAUGUCAGGAUUGUGCAGUAUUUUACAUUAGAAUUCCAGAGAGAACCCAUCUUUGUGAGAUUUACAGACCGAAAUGAGUGUGUGUGUAUACGUGUGCGUGUGGCAGGGGGGUAUGAAAUUGCAGAUCAGAUGGACUUAACUGACACUUGAACUUGUAGUUACUCACUGUGACCUAAACUCUUGUUCUAUUUCAAUAUUUGCCUGUCACAACACAAACUCCCCUCUUGAAAGAGAUUUACUUGUCAGUUCAAGCACUUACUUUAGAAGUCUCUUUGUCCUAAUGCAAAGUGAACCAAGACAUUUAAAGUGGCCUUUAACACUUCAUAGGUUACUUAAAAGUUUUACGAAAUAUCCCACUUAAUGUCAAAUCUUUCAGUCCUCAAAAACGCUUAAGUCUAUAGUCAUGCUUUAAACAUGACAUAAAAUUAUACCACCAAAAUGGUGUGCUUCACAGCUUCACCAGACGGCAACAUCAUAAAGUUAAUUUACAGUUUUGACAACAUUGCUUAUGCCAUCCUCCUGGUUAACAUUAAAAUCCUUUAAGCCAAAAGGAAGCUCUGUCUAUGGAUAUAAAUGCAAACUUCAUUUACCGGUGCAGAUUCAUAAAGCUCAGAUGUACUCCCACAAACGUUUUAUUGGCCUUUUUUGUAAGAGAUGAAUAGGAAGUGACACAGUUCUCUUUAAAGAGGGGAAAUUUUCUCUCUUUUCUAUUAUUUUUAUCUCCAACUGCAGGUGUUAUCCUUUGCCACGGUCCCCAUGUUUUUCUGUCAGUUGGCCUUGAGAGGAGAUAUUGUCAAAUCACCAAAACAGGGUUCUCUUUGUAUUAAAAGUUCUGGAUUCAUUGCAACUAUUUUCCUUGAUGAAAAUUCUCAACAUCAGUCUUGAUAAGCAAGGGUAGAAUGUUACCAUGGUAUGAUCAGUUUUAGAUAGUAUUCUCCAUUUGCCAAACUUCUGGCAAACCUACCUGUGAAUUUCAAAAUGUUAUAAAAUCUCAAAAUGUGCUUUUGUUUUGCCUUUUUGCCAUUUUUCUCUUCAGUUUCUUAGUCCCUCUGUAAAGGGGUUGACUAUUAGAGCUAACAGACCUGUCGAAGGUGGAGUUCUCUCAGAGAUCUUUGUUCCAGAUCUGUGAAGGUCACAGGAACCAUGAAGGAGCUAAGAAAUGUGCUCUGGCCCAUUGCGUGGCCCAUUUUCAUUCAUUUUCCUCAUGAAACAUUGCAGAAUUCUGAAUCCUUAGUAACUCCCAUUAACUGGACUAGAGGUGACAGCCACAGAAAAUGGGAGACCAAAAUGUUGUCCUACAGAUAGUGACAAAAUGUUAUUAGCCCUUUGGUGUUAGUUGCCAUAGCGCUGUAUUUGAAAAUCGAUGCUUUAGCCAAAAGCUGAAUGGCCACCGUUUUCGCAGUUACCACUGUUUUGUCUGCAUAGAAUUUUCCUGAACUACAAACAAAAAUGUAUUUUGUCAAAUGUCACAAAGUGAAAAUGUUACUAAUCUUAGAUGUGUUGCAUAUUUUGUGUUUUUACUUUCCAAACUCUUUCAAAAGCUGCAGUUAUAAAGCUGUUUGGCUGUAUUGACAGCAUGUGGUGUUUUUUGCAAAAGCAAUUCUAGGAGAGCCAGUGUCUACCAUGGACUUCUCACAUCCCCACUCCCGGGUCAUCAACAAAAUCAAAAUGGCAACUGUAUGCUGUCUUUUUUUAAAAGAUAAAAGGGGAUGGAAAUCAGACCUGGCUAUUAGUCACUAGUGUGUAGUACUGUGAUCUGAAAUAGGAAAUUUAACUCACAUAGAAUAAUUGUGGUUUUUGAAGCAGCUACUUUGUUUUUUUCUUUUGCUGUGAAGAUCAUGGAUUUGGAAUGUCCUCAUGAGGUGGGCCUAAGAUGGUAACGUUAAACUUCAUGUCUUAGAACCCACCCUCCAUCUGAACCCAAAGAUGUAAAAGGCAGUAAGCUUCAUGUUUAAGCCUAAGCUUAAAACGUUCCUCCCCCAUCCCUAAUAUUGAGUUCAGCAGAGGGGACGUCUUUUUUUCCAAAAAAUUAUAGCCUUUAAUUAUAAAAUGUAUAACUAAAUUUGGUAAUGUAAUUCUUUGCAUGAAUGGAAAUGUGUGUUAAAUACUUUUAGAAAAGGCAUGAUUACAAUGAAAAUGUCCUUUUGCCUCAAACUUUGCUCACCCCCAAAAAAUAUUUCACUAUUUCAAGCAUUAUUUACAUACAAAUUCCAAAAUUGGACUAAUUACACAAUUCCCUCAAAACUUGAUAGAUAUGGUAAGUAGAGAUUUCACUGUGGUUCCAUUGAAUCAUGAAAAGGAAAGGUGGUAUUUGAGAGGAGGUUGUAAAUAGAAUAUCAUGCCUUAUGACUCCAUUACUGAAGCACAGACAUUGCAAUCAGAAACAGACCUAAUGGUUCUAAUAUCCCGGCAUUAGUGAGCUCUGAUGAUGCUAAAGGAAGAUCACUCCUUACCAGGAGCCUUCGCUCUGAGCCUCAUCAGAGGGUAGAUGAUGAAAAAUUUCAAUCAGAAGCACUCCCCAAGGCUUGUCCUAGAUUAUGUUGGCCGCUCCCAUGUAAAACUUCUCUAUGAGGAGGUGGGAAAAACUAAGUCUGUGGGAAUUUUCUGGCAGGAAAACAUUUCUCCUUUUCUAAAUUGGAAUAAAGACUGACUUAAAAUUCCCCAUUCUUCAUAAUUGUAUCUAAUUAGUAUAUGCAAUCCAGUAAUCCUCGACCUAGAAAUAUUGAAAAUAUAAGCAGUGAGGAAAACUACUUUAUUCUCCUGAUUCCCAACUCAAAAAAUAUGAGUAAUUACUUACCUCCAUUUCUCUAUGGAAGGAUUUUUAAACAGAUUUCAUUUUGUUUUCUUUAUUUGGGGAAGGAACAUGGUGGGGGUGGGUUCUUUCAAGUGAUUCAUAUCUCAAAUCCAUACCACUCAACUUUUAUUUGACGUGUUCAAAGCCAAAAAAAAAUUAAAAAGCAGAACUGAACACUUAAUUUAACAUGAAGCUGAAGGAGGGAGCAAGCCAGAGGAGAGAAUGUGAAUAAAGCAUGGCCUUGGCUUCAUACCACACUUUUUGUGCCUUGUAUUAUCAAUGUAAAUUCUGAAUGUUGUACAGUAAAUAAUUGGAUGGACUUCUUAGAAAAGGCUGCACUGGCUUCUUUUUCAGCACAUGUACAUAUUAUAAAUAUAUAUACAUAUAUAUUUGGUAAUGCCAAACAGCUGCGUUAUAUUGUAUUGAACAAAAUGGACGGUUUGGAUGUUUUAUGUAGAGUUUGCAAAAAAAAUAUGGAUGGUUACACACUUUUCAAGAUAAAUGUACAGUCGUAAAUUACUGCCUAUCAGUUAUUUAUGAAUAAAAGUCUUUUAUUGACA
Messenger RNA from Equus caballus (horse), 9192 nucleotides. Lineage: Eukaryota; Metazoa; Chordata; Mammalia; Perissodactyla; Equidae. The record is from RefSeq and is a predicted model, not a curated record.